AAAAAAAAAAAAAAAAAAAAAAAGGAAUUGGUGACUGUAUCCAAAGCUGACUUUAAAAUGCACUUUUAUUUUUAAUAACCAACAUCAGCCCAGCUGUCUUUAUUUGAGAGAAGAAACCUGUAGGCUUACUCAGAAAGUGGCCACCUCCUGCGAGGCCAGACGUUCCCAAAUGCCCCAAUGAUGAAGAAAGGAGACGGACAACAUGGUCUUUUUCCCAGAUUGCACUGUCAUCAUCCACUUGCUUUGCUCUGACCCCCUGUCGAGCGCCUCAAAGGUAGACAAGUCCCUUAAAGAUGGUGACUCUCUCUUGAGCUGCUGGACUACUUCCUACAAGAAAAGACCUUCUUAGAGGAGAAUAUGAAAGUGUCACUCGAGCUUGCUUUUUUCAUAGCUCUACUGAUUUCUCCUCUGGAGGCUGAAAAAUGUGAGGAACGUGAAGAACAAAUGAUUUCAGUUUCUUCUGCAUAUGAAAUUGAUGCCCGUUCGUGUCCUCUUAACACAAAUGAAAAAAACAGAACUAUAAGUUGGUACAAAAAUGGCAGCAAGACACGUAUAUCUACAGAAAGAGACUCCAGGGUUCAUCAGUACAAAGAUAAGCUUUGGUUUGUUCCUGCUGAGGUAGAGGAUUCAGGACAUUACUAUUGUGUAGUAAGAAAUUCAACUUACUGCCUCAAGACUAAAAUAACUAUAAAGUUUGUACAGCAUGAACCUAACAUGUGUUACAACGCACAAGCUAUAUUUCCACAGAGACUACUCAUUGGAGAAGAUGGACAACUUGUGUGUCCUUAUUUGUAUCAUUUUGAAGAUGAGUACAACGAAUUACCCAAAAUACAGUGGUAUAAGGAUUGCAAACCUCUCCUUGACAGUAUAAACUUUAUUGGAAAAACCAAUAAACUCAUCAUAAAGAAUGUGACUGAAGCACAUCAAGGGAACUAUACUUGCCAUGCAUCGUACGCAUACUUGGGAAAGCAAUAUCGUAUCACCCGGGUUAUAAAUCUUAUUACUCUAGAGAAUAUCAAGCCUACGAGGCCUGUGAUUGAGAGUCCAGUUAAUGAGACGAUGGAAGUGGUCUUGGGAUCCCAGCUCCAAUUGGUAUGCAAUGUUACUGGCCGGAUCGGUGACUUUGUCUACUGGAAGUGGAAUGGGUCCGUAAUUGAGGAGGAUGACCCGGUGCUGGUGGAAGACUACCCACCAGUGGGAAAUCAUCCAUCCAAAAAAAUGAAUACAAUCAUCGCAACGCUUAACAUUUCAGAAGUGAAAAGUAUAUUUUAUUUAUACCCAUUUACCUGUAUAGCCAAGAAUACAAAUGGUAUAAAUGCAGCAUAUAUCGAAUUAGUACAUCCAGUCCCCAAUUUCCAGAAGUACUUGAUUGGUGUAUUUGUCAUGCUAACAGUAGUAAUCACGAGCUCUGUUUUCAUCUAUAAGAUCUUCAAAGUUGACAUAGUACUUUGGUACAGGGAUUCUUGCUAUGAUUUUCUCCCCAAAAAAGCGUCAGAUGGAAAGACCUAUGAUGCGUACAUACUAUAUCCAAAGACCCUUGGGGAAGGGUCCACCUCUAACUCGGAUUUUUUUGUGUUUAAAGCCUUGCCUGAAGUCUUAGAAAACCAGUGUGGCUAUAAGCUCUUCAUUUAUGGAAGGGAUGACUAUGUUGGGGAAGACUUUGUUAAGGUCACUAACGAGAACAUAAAGAAGAGCAGAAGGCUGAUUGUCAUUUUGGUCCAAGAAUCAUCGGGGUUCAGCUGGCUGGGGAGCUCUUCUGAAGAGCAAAUAGUGAUGUACAAUGCUCUCAUUCAGGACGGAAUUAAAGUUAUCCUGCUGGAACUGGAGAAAAUUCAAGACUACGAGAAAAUGCCAGAAUCCAUUAAGUUCAUUAAGCAGAAACAUGGGGCCAUACACUGGUCAGGGGAUUUUACAGAGGAGAGAUUGCACUCUGCCAAGACAAAGUUCUGGAGAAACGUCAGGUACCACAUGCCAGUUCCGCAGCAGCCACCUUCCUCCAAGGACCGGCUGCUGUUCCUGGACCCCAGGCCAGACUCUAAGGAGACGCUGCAGAGGGAGGUCCACGUGUCUGUCGGGUAGCAGGGAGGAGCUUGGCCAAGAGUUCCCUAAGUGACUUACAGCAUCGCAGGCUGGCCUGUGCCUCCACUGACUUGUACAGUCACAAAAUGCACCGGUAUAGUCCCUGAUCCCCGUGGUCACCUGGAAUUGGAUUGUUAAGGAAGCAGGACGUGGCGACAAUAGCAGGCCAGGGCAAUUCAGAGCGGAGGGCUUGGGAAGGCCUUUCAAAAGGCAGCAAAUGCCCUGUGUGAAUGUUUGAACUGCUGAGAAAAGGCACAGGGAGAGCAAACAAGAGGAAAGAACAUGCAGGAAAUGCAUACUCAUAUCAUCUAGAGACGGUUUUAUGAAGCCAUUCACAGCUCAAGGGUGAGGUGGCCCAGUCUGGGGAUGGCAGGGUCACUGUCCCUGGAGUGGCCAGGGAAGAGUCUCGAGACUAUUGAUACUUCUGAGAGGAAAGUAGAAAUAUUCUUGAAGAACUUUCCACUCACUUUGCAUUUUCCAUAUGCAUCAACUGCCAGCAGUCAGUUUCCUAAGACUGAAUUUCAUUUUAGAGACCUUUAAAACUAUCAUUUCAAUGAGCAAAGGGAUUCUCCAGGAUUCUAAGCUUUUGAAAUAACCUUAGCUUUCCGCUGGAGGAAAGAGAAUUUGAAGAGCGAGAGUAGCAGAAAAUUGAUCCCCUUCUAAUGCGUUCCCCCUGGAAUGACCAUUCCGUCUACCUUACUCUUCUGCGUUUCAUUUGACUCACUUCUCUGAAAGGACAACGUCGAAGUCACUUCCUCCCUCUGCUCUGUCACGCACACAGCCCGCAGAUUACAGUCCUUCAUGAAAUGCUGCUCUCUUCUCAUCCUGCUCUUGCUAAAACGCCUGCACGGGGUCUCCUGGUUCAGGACCUGAAGCCACGUUCUCCCACUAGCACUUCAGUGCCGCCCCCAACCCCUAAUCUGUCCACACACACAGCCGUCCCCUCUCUGUUCUGCUGUGUGAAUUCCCAGGUCAGCCUCCUGUGCCUUCAAACUUGCCCCCAGCGCUCCUCCAUCUCUGUCUUUGACUUCAAGGCCUUCUCGAAUUUUCCCCAGCUGACCAGAAUUUUACUGAAUUUCAAAAUGUACUCUAACUCUAUUUCCUCAAAAGACAUUCCUCCAGGAGAUGCUGGCUGUCUCCUCUCAGUCCUGUAGUACUGACUGCUGGCCGUCACGGUAUGAGACGGUUGUUCCGUCUCCAGCCAGAAGCCUUGCCCUCUGCUGGACAGGUUGUGAGUGGGAGUCUCUUGCUUGUCCCAGUGCCUUCACAAGUAAUUUGCACAUAGGACAUAGAUUUGUGCAGCCCUUUAUUGUUUGAAAAUGCCCAUGGAUUGCCUAUUUAAUGUUUGUGCUGAUUUUAUAGCGAGUAAGUGACCUGUUGUGAAACAAUUACGUUCAGUACUUAUGGGACCCUGGGCCUUGCACGUCCCCUCCUGGCCUCUAGGACAGCGUUCUCUGAAGAUUUGAUCUCCGGUCCAUAAAUGUCCCUUUCACCCCUACCCUGGCGCUUUUGUGAGAAGAGAUGAGAGUUUUCUAGGAUGGGGGCUGAGUCUAGGAAUGCUUCUAUUUCACAAACCAAAUUCCAGUCUUUCGACUAUUGGGAUUUACAAAAAUUAUGUUUAGAUUUUUAUGAAAAAUCUUUUUUGCUUUCAUAUAUUCUUUCCCUAAAGGUAAAUGUUUCUUAGUUAAUUAAACAUGAAGGCAAAUUGGUGUUUUUGGUAUCGAAAAAAUAUUUUUAAAAACUUGAUAGUAGUCCUCAGGAUAAUUAGAGAAAAACCCCAGAAAACCACAAAGUCACGUUUCUGUGCCAUUUACUGAAGGGCCGGAGCACAAUUUUAAAAGUCCUAGGAACAUAGGCAGGCCUUCUGUUUUUCUAAUAUUUAAUAUUAUAGGUGAACACAAACUUUAAAAUUUUUUUCCCCCAAAAGUAGUCAGAACUAGACAGAAACAGAGUUUAAUGCCUUGAUUCCUCGCUUUCCACCUGUUUUCUCUUGGAUUUGAUCUGACCUCGUUGAGUAAUAGGGCUGUUUUGGAGCUGCUGUUUUUAUUUAUUUUUUUAUUUUCGUUUUUUUAUUAUUAUUAGUUUCAAGUGUAGAAAACAAUGUAAUAGUU
Hipposideros armiger (great roundleaf bat) is the source of this 4190-nucleotide messenger RNA. RefSeq names its product interleukin 1 receptor type 1 (gene IL1R1). Lineage: Eukaryota; Metazoa; Chordata; Mammalia; Chiroptera; Hipposideridae. Gene Ontology annotation, molecular function: interleukin-1 binding; interleukin-1, type I, activating receptor activity. The record is from RefSeq and is a predicted model, not a curated record. The transcript has 13 exons. Gene Ontology annotation, biological process: regulation of inflammatory response; interleukin-1-mediated signaling pathway. The coding region runs from base 358 to 2079 and encodes 573 amino acids.